Molecule: messenger RNA, 882 nt
Organism: Lachancea fermentati
Lineage: Eukaryota; Fungi; Ascomycota; Saccharomycetes; Saccharomycetales; Saccharomycetaceae
Source: the annotation of a GenBank genome assembly
AUGGUAGCCAAAAUCGACUGUAUGAAGAAUGGGUACCUGGUAGUACCAUUCCAACUUCCCUCGUCUGAUAAACUCAAGGAGUGCGAGAAUGCAUUGCACUACAUGUUUGUGAAAAAGCACCAAUCGAAGAGCGAGCAUGAGCAGCGUUGUCUGUUCUUGGUGAAUUUACCUCUUCUGACACAUAGCGAAAACCUAAAGAAAAGCUUCCAGGAGAUUUGUUCAAGGUCUAACACCGUCGCUCACAUUUCGCAGCUAUUGCAUUACGAUGAGUUUGGACUCAAUGACGUUGAUCUCUCCAGUCUUACUUCGGAUCUUAUGUCUACCGGAGACGCCGAAGAGAAGAGGUUCACUCCAAGAAACACAGCACUACUGCAAUUUGUGGAUGACUCUAGUCUUGAAAAUGCAUGGAAUGCCUUGAAAAAGUACUCCCAAGAUUCACAAGAUGAUAAGUUAGUGACAUGGAGUUUUCGCUCGCCAUCCAUGGAGACUUUCAUCAACUUUUACAAGCCAUUAGACACUGAAUAUUUGAAAACGGACAUUCAUGAGCACAUGGCACUAUUUGAACAGAGGGAAGCGCAGGCCCAAGAAGAGGUUCAGUCAUCUUUGGUAGAUGAAGAUGGAUUUACCUUGGUCGUAGGUAAGAAUACGAAGUCUUUGAACUCGAUCAGAAAGAAAAUUUUCAACAGGAACCCAUUACUCAAGCAUGAGAAAGUUGCGAAACCCCCAUCAAUGGUUGACAAGAAGGCGAAGCAAGAUUUCUAUAGAUUCCAAAUAAGAGAAAAGAAGAAACAGGAAAUUAGUGAAUUACUAAAAAAGUUCAAGCAAGAUCAAGAAAGAGUCAAAGAAAUGAAAUCAAAGCGCAAAUUCAAUCCUUAUUCUUGA